Messenger RNA from Raphanus sativus (radish), 314 nucleotides. RefSeq names its product kunitz trypsin inhibitor 2-like. Gene Ontology annotation, molecular function: endopeptidase inhibitor activity. The transcript has a single exon. NCBI's taxonomy places the organism in Eukaryota, Viridiplantae, Streptophyta, Magnoliopsida, Brassicales, Brassicaceae. The annotation marks the transcript as partial. The record is from RefSeq and is a predicted model, not a curated record.
AUGAAGACUUCUUUUCUCGUUACGUUCCUGUUGGCUGCAGCUGUCUGCACCCACGCCCUUGAAGAGGUGAAGGAUUCCAACGGAAAUCCAGUUAGGGUCGGUGCACAAUACUUCAUCCAGCCGGUUAAGACCGAGAGUAACAACGGGGGAGGUCUUGUUCCAGCUGCCACUAACAUACUUCCGUUUUGUCCACUUGGCAUCACCCAAACACUUCUUCCCUACCAACCGGGCCUGCCGGUUAGCUUCGGAUAUCAUCCAAACAUUCUCGGCCGAGACACCAUUGACACAUCUGCCGAUAUAAACAUCGAGUUCAG